CUCAGAAUAGCACAACACAAGUGACAGAAUUCAUCUUAAUUGGCUUCCAACUACCUAGGCCCAUGGAAUUCUUCCUUUUUUCAUUGAUUCUGGUUGUGUUUUUUUUCACCCUAGCUGGAAACCUCAUGAUUAUCACUCUGGUAUGCAUGGACCAACGCUUGCAAACCCCCAUGUAUUUCUUCCUUUGUAACCUUUCCUUUUUGGAGAUAUUUUUUGUUCUGACAAUCACACCAAAGAUGAUGAUAGAUCUAGUUUCUCAGAACAAAUCUAUCUCUUUCUUGGGCUGCAUCAGUCAGUGCUAUUCUUAUUUCUUCCUUGGUACCUGUGAAAUCAUCCUGAUUGCCAUAAUGGCCUUUGACCGCUACAUUGCCAUCUGUCAUCCGUUGCGCUACACGAUCAUCAUGAAUGGACGGGUUUGUGUGAAUUGGAUAUUGGUGUGCUGGAUUGGUGCUUUCAUGAAUAAUUUUGGCCCCAUUGUUCUCCUGAGCCAACUGUCCUUCUGCAGCUCUAACGUUAUUGAUCAUUUCUUCUGUGACUAUGCUCCACUGAUAAAGCUUUCUUGCAAUGAUGUAGAUACUCUCCUGACUCUGGAAUCUACCCUCUCUCCUCUGGUGUUACUCAGCUCUUUGUGUGUAACUGUUGUCUCUUACCUCUACAUAAUUGUGACUGUCUUCAACAUGCAUAUCAGUGGCAGCCGUGGGAAGACUUUUUCAACCUGUGCCUCUCAUCUAACAGUUGCUUCCAUCUUCUAUGGCAGUGCCAUCUUCAUGUACUCUUUGCCCAGCAAGGGUCGUUCUCUGGAUGUCCAGAAAGCUGUGGCAGUUCUAACUGCUGUGGUCACCCCAUUACUGAACCCUUUUAUUUACACUUUACGGAAUGAGAAGGUCAAGGAUGCUUUCCGAGACUGUUUGCAAAGACUGUUUGAAUUUUGUGAGAAGAAACCAGUGAUAACACUUAGCCAACCUUGGAUGAUCUCAAACAAAUCAACUUAGAGUUGGAGCUUGUUGAUACAUGGAUAAGAGAACUAUCACCUACUGCUGUAGUCUAGACUGGGAUCUCAAAAAUACAUUCCAGAAGAGCACAAUGAAAAAGGGACUUCUGUGCUGCUACUAGGAGAACAGCAUGGGUAUGGCCACAGUUACAUCAGAGUUAAAUUUUGUGAAAGGUGGUUUU
Molecule: messenger RNA, 1173 nt
Organism: Protobothrops mucrosquamatus (brown spotted pit viper)
Lineage: Eukaryota; Metazoa; Chordata; Lepidosauria; Squamata; Viperidae
Product: olfactory receptor 6M1
Exons: 1
Coding region: 63-992 (309 amino acids)
Biological process (GO): G protein-coupled receptor signaling pathway
Cellular component (GO): membrane
Molecular function (GO): G protein-coupled receptor activity; olfactory receptor activity
Source: RefSeq, a predicted model, not a curated record